AUGCCGAGCGAACUCCUUCUCCUAACAGGUCUCAUAUACGAGAAUAACCAAAUUGGCGGCACCGAUCGGAGACGACGGAUAGUCCCGACUUUAGCGGUCAAUAUGCCUACUCCUCUCAAGCCAGUGGCGAACUACAUCCCACGACCCACACUCCAGCAACAGAUUCGAGACCAACUCCAUUCUGUUACGGACCACGAUAACGAUGAGAGUCGGAUAGUGAUCUUGGGCCAGAAUUAUGGCGUGGUGUUUUGGGUAGAGGCUGGGCAGAAAGAGACGAUUGAGAGAGAUUAUAUCCAGAUCUUUAAGCAACUAUUUCCAAAGCUGGCUAGGAGCAGCCGUUCCUCGAUCAACCCUGAGGAGGCGGUCCCUGCCGUGAAGAGCUGGUUUAAACAACAACACAGACGGUCCCUGUUGGUAGUUGAUAGUGCGGAUGCGGUCGAUGACGAGGAUGACCCAUCGUAUAUCCACUUGCACCACUAUCUCCCGGACGCGCCUAAAGUGGACAUCAUCAUCACAACGCGGAGCUCGCAAGCGUAG
Messenger RNA from Exophiala aquamarina CBS 119918, 537 nucleotides. RefSeq lists its product as uncharacterized. Lineage: Eukaryota; Fungi; Ascomycota; Eurotiomycetes; Chaetothyriales; Herpotrichiellaceae. The transcript is spliced from 3 exons. The record is from RefSeq and is a predicted model, not a curated record. Bases 1 to 537 code for a protein of 178 amino acids.